Molecule: messenger RNA, 4261 nt
Organism: Suillus plorans
Lineage: Eukaryota; Fungi; Basidiomycota; Agaricomycetes; Boletales; Suillaceae
Exons: 9
Coding region: 458-4114 (1218 amino acids)
Molecular function (GO): protein binding
Source: RefSeq, a predicted model, not a curated record
UUGAUAAAAGAACUUGUGGAACUCACUUAGUCUUUCGGCAGUCCAGGUACCUGGUAUAGGGACUGUUGGUUCCAUGCUUUUUAGCAUUCCAAGACACGAUAACAGUGCUUUUGAUGCAUGGCUCGGUAGCAUCUGCGGUGAGAGCUCACAGAGGUUAGUGAACAUGUUGCACCUGUACUUGUGUGGUGCGGGAUUCCAAUGAUGGUGGAUUGGCGAAUAAGAACUAAAACCAGUUGGACCGGUAGUGAGGGAAGCUCAAAGUAGAGAUGAACUACAAGAGAGCACUGGACGUAAGGCACCCUCUUGUGACACAUUUGAUGACAAGUUUGAGAUGUCGUAAGAAGAGGGAACUUCAGUGGGAACAGCCUCGGGCGUCUACUCUGCAGCUUAGAGCAAGAGACCUACGAUCCCUCCAAGCUCACCUCGACCACGUCCAACGCCAUCAACCUCCAGUAAAAUGUUGAAGCCCAUUCCAAUCACUACACCCUUGCGAGAGUUCAACGGUCAUGAACAGUGUAUAAUGGCAGCCGCAGUAUUCCCCGAUAAACGAUUGGUUACGGGCUCACAUGACAAGACGGUUCGUCUGUGGGACUUGGAGACCGGCGUUGCAUUGAAGAUGGAAAUGCAUCGCGGGGGGGUAUCGAGAUUGGCAGUCUCACAAGAUGAGCAAUUGAUAGCAAGCGGUGAUCUGAAUGGGGAGGUCGUGGUCUGGCACGGAGAAACUGGAGAAUUGCUCUCCCAGCCUAUCGAAGCUCACCCCGGCGGGUGGAUCAGCUCGCUGGAUUUUUCUCCUGAUGGGACAGUGCUGGCCACUUGUUCAAAGUACGGAAUAACAAAAUUAUGGAACACCAAAACCUGGACAGAGCUGGAAGGAAGACCAAUUAAGUGUGGUGAUGGUACUUGUUGUGUUCGGUAUUCGCCAUCUGGAGAAUUUCUUGCUAUUGCAACAUCGAGGAUCGACAUUUAUAAUCCAGGCACGAGGGAACUUGUCGCAUCCUUCAAGGGUCACAAAUCGCACACCUUCUCCCUUGUAUGGACGGCCGAUGGCACGCGCCUUCUCACAGGCGGCGCUGGGGGCGAUCCUACCAUACGCGAAUGGGAUACAGCAACCUGGAAGCAGGUUGGCGAUCCUUGGACGGGCCACUCCAAUUAUAUCAAUCUCAUGGUCAUUAAUCCUGCUGGCACACUCAUCGCAUCGGUAUCUCCACAAGAGGGUCAUGUUCGUCUUUGGCGGGUCUCAGACCGACAAACCGUUGCCAUCUUUGAGCACUCACUCGGUCCAGAAUGGGCCACUUUCUCCAUGGAUGGCAAGCACAUCCUCAGCGGAGGCAACGAUAAAAUGAUCUCAGAGUGGGCAGUACCCAACAUUAUAAAUUCAAAGAUCUUAGGCAUCAUGACAGCCCGUAUUGCAUGCAUAGAUGGAGACUUGUCAACCGCCGAAGAACUACUCACACAAGAUAUCAACAUCGAUGAGAACAACCAUACUUCCUACGCUCAUCGCUCAUUUGUCAUGGCGCGAAAACACAACUGGGACCACGCCGUUCAGGAUGCAAUCACGUCCAUCAGCAUUCAGCCAUCGUUGAUAGGCUUUAUCUCCAAGGGUAUUGCCCUCUGCGGAAAGGGCCGCAUCCUGGAUGCGAGGGCAGCAUUUGAUGUUGCAUCCAUGUACACGGACCAAGAUCCAGAUACCAUUCAUUUUCUGCUCUUGAUCAAGGCCAUCGCACUGUUCAAUGCAGGUCAACAUGACGAAGCAAGCCUGCUCCUCAAAGAACUCGCUGCGGGUUGCCCGAAUGUCUAUACUCGCCCAUAUCGUAUUGUGGAAGCAUAUCUGCAUGUUCAACUCGAAAAAGCCUUGGACGGUGCACAUUACGCCGAAGCCGCUGACCAUUUCAUUGCCGCUGUCAACUCCAACAAUUCAUCAUCAAAAUUCAACAUUCAUGAAAUAUACGAGGACCUGGUGGUGAUCUUCGGCUGGGAUCUGAAAUGUUUGUGGCUGACCACACACCAGAAACGGUGUGAUGCACUCCUUCAGGCUCGUGAAUUUCAAGAUGCCGUGAAAUUAUACUGGUCCAUGAUGGAUUCCAGUGAUGAAAACACCAUGGCCGACUACCUCGACUGGUCCAAUGUUUUCAAGGAAGAAUGCAGCGCGCUCUGUAUUGCCAACGGAGAUAUUGCCCUCGCUGCAAGCGAGUAUGACAGGGCUAUCGACCUGUACUCGGCGGCGAUUGCCCUGGAUUCUGCAUCCGAUAUCGUCUUUGCAAAUCGCAGCAAGGCAAAGUUGGAGAAAAUGCUAUGGGAGGAGGCAGUUCUCGACGCACAAAAGGUCACCGAACUCAAUCCUUCAUCUCACGUUGGAUACCAGUUGACACAUACAGCGCUGCAUGGUGCAAAACGUUACGACGAAGCCAUCGAAGCAUUCACAAUCAUGUUGUCCAAGUUAGACGAUGCUCCCGAAGUGCAGAUACGCAGUUUGCGUCAGCAAUAUGUCUGUCCAUCCCAAGCAGAGGACGCUAUCCGAAGGGCAGUUUGGAUCGAACUCGAAAAUGCCCCCCUUCGUCUGCUCAACACCUCUACGGGUCUUUUGUGCGACCGAGCAGCACAGCUAAACUCUUUCAAAAUGAGUUCAGAGUACAAUGAGCUUAUCACGUUUCCGACGAAAGAUUCAAACCUCCGAACGCAGCGCAUCAAAGAUGUAGUGGCGACGUACUUCCGCUGCGUCCUGCUAUCACACAGGUGGGAAGAGGCGGAGGUGUUGCUGCACGACAUUCAGGACAAAGUCGUGUACGAGUUGGAUGGACUUGGUGGCAUCGCGAAACUGCAGUCGUUCUGCAAAGUCGUUCGUGAUGCUGGAUAUUACUGGGCAUGGAUGGACACGUGCUGUAUCGACAAGAAGAGCAAUAUUACGGAGCUUCAAGAAUCGAUCAACUCCAUGUUCGUCUGGUACCGCAACUCAGCGCUUACCAUCGUCUACCUAUCCGAUAUCCCUUCUUCAUCUCAGCCCGGUGCACUGGUGGGGAGUGCUUGGAACGAGCGAGGAUGGACCUUCCAAGAGUUAGUUGCUCCGCAGGUUGUUAUAUUUUAUCAGAAAGAUUGGUCGUUAUAUCUCGGCGACCGCUCUCCCAACCACAAAGAGUCCCCUGCAAUCAUGAAGGAGUUGGAGGAUGCGACGGGCAUAGAUGCACGGGCCUUGGUGAACUUCAGUCCAGGUAUGAGGGGUGCCCGAGAGAAACUGCAAUGGGCAUCGAAGCGCGUCACCACUCUGCAGGAGGACAUUGCGUACUCAUUAUUUGGCAUCUUCGGUAUCACUCUACCUGUCAUUUAUGGCGAGAAGAAACAGAACGCGCUCGGACGGCUCCUACAGGAGAUCGUAGCUCGGUCGGGGGACAUCACUGUCCUCGACUGGAUCGGACAACCUUCCGAGUUCAAUAGCUGUCUUCCAGCGCAUAUUACCUCUUACACCACUCCUCCAUGUGCCCUUUCAUCUUUGUCUGAAGAUGAUAUUCAGACACAGGUCUCUUCGCUGCGACAAAAUCCCACUGUUGUGGACUCGGCUUUGGAACUUUACGACCGGCUUGAUUACACAAGCGCUGCUCGUUUCGCGAACUGCAGGCUGCAUCUGCCUUGUAUGGCAUUCCGUGUCACAGAAGUCAGUCUGAACUACGGUCCAUCCCAGGAGACUCAAUAUAAAGUCAAGGCAGACGGACUUCGUGACCUGCUGAUCACUACCAAAGAGCUGAAUAUUCACUCGCGGACCAGGCCCGUCAAGCAAACCUUCCUGAUUGUCCGUCCCUGGGAUCGGUCUCUCCUCGAUCUACCAGACUUUGCAAAUCUGCUAGACGAUACGGAGAGCGAGGGGGAUUAUCGGACACCGCCUUUGUCUCCGUCAGACGACUCACCUAGCCAUUCUCCUGUAAAACAGGAUGGGGUUGAUCUAGAAUUGCGAGCAUUGCGGUUGCUGGUUCGCCUUGGGCAGCCUUUUGGCGCCUUUUUGCUAGCGCGGCAGCGUGGCGGAGAAUACAAGAGAGUUGCGUCGGAUCGUGAUAUCAUUGCGCAGGUCAAAGAUAUGUCUUCUGUUCAAGACUUGCUGGACAUUAAGACGAUAGAGAUAUUGUAGAUGUAUAUUUUUUCCUGAAGAUGAGGGAUCUGGGCGGUUUUCAUUGGUACUUUGUAUAUGUGAUACCACAUGCAUGUGUAUUGGACUAUCGUUUUCCUUCGAAGAAGACCAUGGAAACCUAUCUAGUGCGGUAAGCUGACAUUCGCC